This is a messenger RNA of Scleropages formosus (Asian bonytongue), 1251 nucleotides long. It is a transcript of the gene haus8, whose product is annotated as HAUS augmin like complex subunit 8. Lineage: Eukaryota; Metazoa; Chordata; Actinopteri; Osteoglossiformes; Osteoglossidae. The record is from RefSeq and is a predicted model, not a curated record. The coding region runs from base 21 to 1139 and encodes 372 amino acids. Gene Ontology annotation, cellular component: centrosome; cytoplasm; nuclear microtubule. Gene Ontology annotation, molecular function: microtubule binding. The transcript has 10 exons. Gene Ontology annotation, biological process: spindle assembly; centrosome cycle.
UCGGUUUACUUCGAAAAGUUAUGGCGGCAAGGAGGGUUUCUACGGUUCGUAAAGCACCUACAUCCUUGUCGAGGGAUUCAAACGACUCAAAGGAUGGAAGUCAAAACAACAACAGCAGCAGCAGUGGCACUGCUGGCAGUGGUGGAGUAAAGAAAAAAGUUCCUCCCGUAAAAUCCAGGUAUCUCCAGGCAGUUGACAGGAAACAACCGGCUAAGAAUCCUGUGCUCAAUGAAUCCGCUGCCAUGGCACUACAACCUGCAUCACGAAAAACUGGCAGUGGUUACAGAUUCAACCACAGCGUGUCCCCCAGGCGUUCCGUGGCCUCCCAGUCCCUACUCAGUCCUUCAUGUAUGCAAAGUCACACAAUGACUAGUAGUAUCCUGGAGCCUUCACAGUUAGGAGGAAACAUUUUGCAGUCCACAGUACUAGAUGGUCACUGUGUUCAUCCAGACUUUGAUGUAUCAGCUGUAAAAGCAGAGAAGACAGUCAUGCCAAAGACUGUUGAGCCAGAAAAUCAGAAGGCGAUCUUAGAGAUGCAAACUCUAAUGCUGUCCUACCUCACAGCCAAGAUGGAGAGCAAUAACAAGAAAUUGAAGGCAGAGGCAGAGACAAAUAUUCUGUUGGUUUUGGAGGAAGAGGAGAAGAUGAGGAAGAGAGUUCAUGAGAAGAAACGGCAACACCUGCUCCUAGAAAAGAUCAAGCAGCUUAAUAGUGUGUUAGACAUUCAGCUCACAGCACUCACUCCUGUAGCAACAGCUGUAAAGCAGUUCACAGGGGAGUACAAGGAGUUUGCCACUGCGGUGGACACAACAUGCCAUGAGCUUCCCAUAAAGAACUUCUCCAUCAAAGGGGAUAGAAAGGAGUUCCUAGAUAAAGCCAAGGAUUUUCUGCAGCAGAGUGAAAAGGCACUGCUGGGGUACACAGUAGUGGCAGAAUCAGGCGAUGACAAGGCCUCUGAUUUCCUACAUAAGAUCAGAGGUUCAGCACAUGAACUUGAUGACCAGCUGUCAAGGGUUUUUACGGAUGUUCUGGAAUUAUCUGCCCUGGUCAGUCGGCACACUGUUCAGGUGCAGCAGACUUUGGAAGAAGAGAAACUUGGGAUGGCUAAAGCACAAGCUCUUUACCUUGCUAACCAAUGACGCAAAUGAGCUGUUGGACAAUUUCCUGUGAUUCAGUGCAAAUGUUCCCAUCAUUUGAUGUGAUUGCACUAAAACUGUCUUUGUAGAGUAAUUAAUUGUAAUUUUGAUUAAA